AGCGCUGCAGCCUCGGGAGACGCCGGCCGGGCCGGGCCCAGCGUCGCAGGGCUGCUGGCUGCGGGGCAUGCUCACCCCAGGAGUGGUGAAUGUGGGAGCUCGCGGCCACCUGCAUCACCUGUCCCGCCCCGACGCCGUGGCCAGCCCUGCGACAAGGCUGGACUGGGCGGGGGGCUGAGGUGGGCACCGGGCUGCCGCUGGCUCCCACACUGCCCGCUGUGCCCGCUGCCCCAGCCACCCCUGCUGCCGGAGCCUCCUACCUGGGCCGCAACGGCCAGGAUCGCAAAGAAAUCCCUCCCCUCGGUGCAGCUGCGGGCACACAGCAUCUCCCUCUCAUCAGCACUGUUGAAAGAAGAAAAAAUGUCAGUGCUAUCUCCUGAAAUCAAAUGUGAGACUUCUAAAUUCACCAGAAGUUCCUUUGGCAGUUGUUUGAUUUUUGAGAGUAGUUGGAAGAAAGCAGUUUUAGAAACACAAAAGAUUAAGAAAGAAUAUACCACAGCAUUUGGUCUAGAAGAGCUCAAGGAAUGUAUCAAAAUGCCAUAUUUACCAGGACUGCAAAGUUGCCAAAAAAGUGUAAGUUCAACUCCACUAGAGGUUCCUAAAAGACUGCCACGUGCUGAUGCCGAGGUGUCUGCAGUCAGGCUAAAGAAGACUAAGGAGACAUGCAGUGUGGCACCACUUUGGGAGAAAUCAAAAGGUUCUGGCUUCAGUGAUCCUCUCACUGGAGCACCAUCUCAAUACUUAGAGAGACUUUCCAAAAUAGCCAUAUUGGAAUAUGAUACCAUUCGUCAGGAAACAACCACAAAAUCAAAAAAAAGCAAGAAACGAGACCUCCGAGACCGCUGAAAAAUGUCGUACAGUGUGAUGCUUUCUUCAGUGACUUUUAAGCUUUAUAUUUUCUUUUUUUAUAUGAUAUGAUGCAAAAUGAUUUAUAUAAAAAUGGAAAUGUAAAUAAAUAAAUAUUUUACAUUA
Messenger RNA from Homo sapiens (human), 972 nucleotides. It is a transcript of the gene C8orf89, whose product is annotated as chromosome 8 open reading frame 89. Lineage: Eukaryota; Metazoa; Chordata; Mammalia; Primates; Hominidae. The record is from RefSeq and is marked validated. The transcript is spliced from 5 exons. The coding region runs from base 361 to 846 and encodes 161 amino acids.